Paramuricea clavata is the source of this 318-nucleotide messenger RNA. Lineage: Eukaryota; Metazoa; Cnidaria; Anthozoa; Malacalcyonacea; Plexauridae. The record is from the annotation of a GenBank genome assembly.
AUGAAGGUUUUUAUCAAUGCUGGUGGCCAAAGAGGCUACAAAGGCCAUUGUGUUAAUGUACCGCAAAAAGUUGAAGAGUUAGCUCUGACUUUGCCUCGUUGUCCAAAAGAUAUUGCUUUGAUUUUUGUUAGAGUCAAGGGGAAUAAUUAUCUAAAAGAUGUUAGUGUUAGAAAAAAUAAGGUUGAAGAGGCUUUGUAUUGGUUAAUUAAGCACAAUCCUGUGUAUCAUGAUGUUUGUAUUGAUAGAGGCGUGCUUGAUGGUUUACCCAGCCAUGGUGUUCCUGAAGAUUUAACUCUUUAUCGACAAGCGACAUUUUGA